ACAUCGUAGUCUUUUCCAUUCAAACCCGAUAACAGCCCCUUCCCACUCUCCAGGGCAGACAGCCCCUUCUCCCCCACAUCACGCCGACAGCCACCAUCAGUCCUUCUCGGCCACUCCCCCAGCCGACAGCCCUUCUCCCGUUUUGUACCCAGCCGACAGCCUUUCGAAUCAGCAGCAAUUUCGGCUGAGGGAAGGAAAUCGCAGCCACCAUUCAGCGGCGCCUCCAGCCGCAGAUACUGUGCUUUUGGGUAAGAUGAAGAAAAUGAUAGCUUUAGGAUUUGAGGGUUCGGCUAACAAGAUUGGCGUUGGAGUUGUGACCUUAGAUGGGACGAUUUUAUCAAACCCCAGGCACACUUACAUCACCCCUCCUGGCCAAGGAUUCUUACCUCGUGAAACUGCCCAACAUCAUUUGCAACAUGUGCUUCCACUGGUUAAAUCUGCUUUAGAAGCUGCCCAAGUAACCCCGGAUGAAAUUGAUUGUCUUUGUUACACCAAGGGUCCUGGCAUGGGUGCACCCCUGCAAGUUUCUGCAAUUGUGGUUCGGGUCCUUUCACAGCUCUGGAAGAAGCCUGUUGUUGCUGUUAAUCACUGUGUUGCACAUAUUGAGAUGGGUAGGAUUGUUACUGGGGCAGAUGACCCUGUUGUGUUGUAUGUUAGUGGUGGGAACACGCAGGUUAUUGCUUAUAGUGAAGGACGGUAUCGAAUCUUUGGGGAGACUAUUGAUAUUGCUGUUGGGAAUUGUUUGGAUCGAUUUGCCAGGGUUUUACAGCUCUCUAAUGACCCUGCCCCGGGAUAUAAUAUUGAGCAGCUUGCUAAGAAGGGAGAAAAAUUUCUAGACCUUCCUUAUGUUGUCAAAGGAAUGGAUGUUUCUUUUAGUGGAAUAUUGAGCUUUAUCGAAGCUACUGCCGAGGAGAAGCUUAAAAAUAAUGAAUGUACCCCUGCAGACUUGUGCUACUCCCUACAGGAAACUGUGUUUGCCAUGCUUGUAGAGAUCACAGAACGGGCAAUGGCACAUUGUGACAAGAAAGAUGUUCUCAUUGUUGGUGGUGUGGGGUGCAAUGAGCGGUUGCAAGAGAUGAUGAAAACUAUGUGCUCUGAGAGGGGUGGAACACUGUAUGCAACUGAUGACAGGUAUUGUAUUGACAAUGGAGCAAUGAUUGCUUAUACUGGUCUCUUGGCUUUCGCAAAUGGUAUAACAACUCCACUAGAGGAAUCAACUUUCACCCAGAGGUUUCGAACUGAUGAAGUGCAUGCAAUUUGGAGGGAGAAAGAGUUGUCUAGGAUGAAUGCUGUUGGAGAAUAGAGGCUAAACCAGUGAACCUCGUUCCUAUGAUCACAGGUAGAAGUAUCACAAUCUUGGUGAAAAAUUUAGUAUGUACCAAUGAAGAAGGAUUCUAUGGAGAAGUGGAGAUUGAUGUAUUCUUUUAGCUUAGCUAGAUUUGUAAUUGCAAGGCAUAUUUGCAACUACUAUAUCAAAAUUAGAAAUUGGUCAGUUCACAUCGCAUGCUGAGUAUGUAUUAUGAUUUACAAUAUCUAUGCAUCCAUGCCUUUUCUUUUUUUU
Molecule: messenger RNA, 1561 nt
Organism: Manihot esculenta (cassava)
Lineage: Eukaryota; Viridiplantae; Streptophyta; Magnoliopsida; Malpighiales; Euphorbiaceae
Product: probable tRNA N6-adenosine threonylcarbamoyltransferase
Exons: 5
Coding region: 254-1303 (349 amino acids)
Biological process (GO): tRNA threonylcarbamoyladenosine modification
Cellular component (GO): EKC/KEOPS complex; cytoplasm
Source: RefSeq, a predicted model, not a curated record